Suncus etruscus (white-toothed pygmy shrew) is the source of this 3660-nucleotide messenger RNA. It is a transcript of the gene PAPLN, whose product is annotated as papilin, proteoglycan like sulfated glycoprotein. Gene Ontology annotation, cellular component: extracellular matrix. The record is from RefSeq and is a predicted model, not a curated record. Gene Ontology annotation, biological process: extracellular matrix organization. The transcript is spliced from 26 exons. Bases 1 to 3660 code for a protein of 1219 amino acids. NCBI's taxonomy places the organism in Eukaryota, Metazoa, Chordata, Mammalia, Eulipotyphla, Soricidae. Gene Ontology annotation, molecular function: serine-type endopeptidase inhibitor activity; metalloendopeptidase activity.
AUGCAGCUUCUCCUGCUCCUGCCCCUGCUGUUGGCCCCAGCACCAGGCUCCCCGGCCCCAAAGCGGAGGCAGCCCAGGGACACUUGGGGUGUUUGGGGUGCCUGGAGCCCUUGCAGCCGGACUUGUGGAGUGGGUGUCAGCUUCCGAGAGCGCCCCUGCUACUCUCUGAGGCAAGAUGGGGGUUCUAGCUGCGUGGGCCCUGCCCGGAUCCACCGCACAUGCCAUACGGAGAGCUGCCCAGAGGGUGCCAGAGACUUCCGAGCGGAGCAGUGCUCAGAGCUGGACACUCUGGAGUUCCAGGGGAGACACUACACAUGGCUGCCCUACUAUGGGGCACCAAACAAGUGCGAGUUGAACUGCAUCCCACACGGGGAGAACUUCUACCACACACACAAGGAGGCUGUGCUGGAUGGGACACCCUGCGAGCCUGGCCGGAGGGACGUGUGUAUAGAAGGCCGCUGCCGGACUGUUGGCUGUGAUCUCAAUCUGGACUCGUCCAUGCAGGAGGACAAGUGUCUGCAGUGUGGGGGAGACGGCACAACCUGCUACCAUGUCACAGGUGUCUUUGACGCCAAGGACCUCAGCAGAGGAUACAACCAGAUGUUUGUCAUUCCCAUGGGAGCCACCAGCAUCCGAAUCAAGGAGGCGGCUGCCAGCAGAAAUUUCCUGGCGGUGCGGGCUGUCCCCGGUGAAUACUACCUCAAUGGGCACUGGACCAUCACGACCGCCCAGGCCUUGCCUAUAGCCAGCACCAUCUUGCACUAUGAGCGGGGUUCCGAGGGGGACCUGGCCCCCGAGCGGCUCCAUGCACGAGGCCCCACUUCGGAGCCUCUGGUGAUUGAGCUCAUCAGCCAGGAGCUUAACCCCGGUGUGCACUACGAGUACUACUUGCCCCUGGGGGCUCCCCAAUCCCACUUCAGUUGGAGCCACGGUUCCUGGAGCCCCUGCAGCGUACAGUGUGGAGGAGGCCACCAGUCCCGCGCCGUGUUCUGUACCUCGGACAAUGAGGCCUACCCAGAUCACAUGUGCCAGCAGCUGACCCGGCCAGCGGACCGCCGCCCCUGCAGCCUCCAGCCCUGCCCGCAGACCCGGCGCUGGGAGAUGGGCCCUUGGACACCCUGCUCAGUCUCCUGUGGGGGCGGCUGGCAAUCCCGCUCUGUCUUCUGCACCUCGUCUGAUGGGGCCGGUGGUCAGGAGGCAGCCAGCGAGGUCGAGUGUGCGGGUCUGCCCGGGAAGCCUCCAGCCACACGGGCUUGCCAGCAGCAGCGCUGCUCAUCCUGGCAUGUGGAGCCCUGGGGAGAGUGCUCUGUGAGCUGUGGCACUGGGGUGCGGAGGAGACGUGUCACCUGCAGGGCUGAGCAGGGGUCCCAGAUCCAUGCCCCAGCCUGCUCCUUGGAGGACCAGCCCCCCAUCACUGAGCCCUGCGUACUUGAUGACUGUCCCCACCACAGUGACCAGGCUUGGCUCGUGGGUGCCUGGGGUCUGUGCUCCAAGAGCUGCAACUCGGGUUCUCGGAGGCGCCAGGUCAUCUGUGCCAUCGGGCCCCCUGACCACUGUGGGAGCCUGCAGCUGUCCAGGCCUGUGGACACGGAGCCCUGUAACACGCAGCCCUGUCACCUGCCCCCAGGAGUUCCCAGUGUGCCUGUUGCACACCCCAGCCCCAGGGACCCCUGGAAGUCUCUGGGCCUUCAGGAGGCUUCGGUCUCAGAUUCUCACGAUGCGUGGUGGGCACCCCGAGAGCGAACCUCAGCUGAGGGGAACCCUGGAGGAGACGAGGGCCCUCGCUCACAGACUUCUCUGCAGCCACCUCCCCGCCGACAGUCUCCAGGGUCCGGCUCAGGGGCUCGUGACUGCAGGAACAGUCCCCAUGGGUGCUGCCCCGAUGGUCACUCGGUCUCUCUCGGGCCGCAAUGGCAGGGCUGCCCCGAGAUGUCCUGUGAGCAGAGCAGGUUUGGGUGCUGCCCUGAUGGUGAGUCUGCAGCCGAGGGGCCCCACCAGGCUGGCUGCACACGCAACGACCGACCUGAUUCCCACCCUGGGAGCAGGCCGGGGUCCCGAGCAGUGGCUCCUGUGGUUCCCCAGGCCCAGCGGCCCCAGGCCCAGCAGAGUGCGCCCAGCGAGUGCCGUGGCUCCCAGUUUGGCUGCUGUUAUGACAGCGUGGUCUCAGCGAUGGGCCCCCUCGGGGAAGGCUGUGUGGGCCAGCCCAACUACGCAUACCCGGUGCGGUGUCUGCUGCCCAGUGCCCUCGGCUCCUGCACCCACUGGCAGGCUCGUUGGUACUUCGUGGCUUCUGUGGGCCGGUGCAACCGCUUCUGGUAUGGUGGCUGCCACGGCAAUGCCAACAAUUUUGCAACGGAGGAGGAAUGCAUGAGAGGCUGCCGGGGCUCCGGGCAGGGGCCCCACCAUCCUGGCCCUGAGACAGACAGUGGGUCUGGAGGCCGGAGAAAGCCUAUGCCUACUGGAGAGACUCACCGCACCCCCACCUCCAGGGAAGGGGCCUGGAACCCUGAGCUGGGGCACAGAGCCUCCUCGGGGCAGCCAGCAGCCCCGCCCCACGGCCCUCCAUACAGGGUUGGCCAGGCUGGUGCAGACCCCUCCUUGGUGCAGGCGACCGCGGGCCAGUGGGUGCAGCUCUACUGCCCAGAUGACUCCCCGCCGGACCCCCGUGAAGUGUGGCAGAAAGACGGGAGACCCCUCUACUCUGACAGGCACGUGAGGCAGCCCGAUGGCUCCCUGGUUAUCACCCCCCUGCGGGUAGAGGACACAGGCAGCUACAGCUGUGGCCCCGGCUGGCACUCACGCGUCGAGCUGCGUGUCACAGGGGGUGACAUGGCUGUGCUGUCUGAGGCUGAGCGAAGGACUCCUCAAAUUGGAGACUCUAGACUCGGGGCAGGUGCUGGGAGUCAGGGAGUCAUUUCCUCCUCGCAUCCUGGGCCCACAACAAGGUUGCGUCUGGACCGGAACCAGCCUGGGGUGGUGGACGCCUACCCGGGCCAGCAGGCCCACUUGCCGUGCCGUGCCGAGGGCCAUCCACCUCCAGUCAUUGAGUGGCAGUGGGAUGGGCAGGUCGUGUCCUCCCGCAGACAUCGGCCACAGCCUGAUGGCUCUCUGAUCAUCAAUGAUGUGAGGCCGGAGGACGGGGGCUUCUAUGCCUGUGUGGCUUCUGCCGGGCAUGACCGGGACCAGCGGUGGGUCCAGUUGCGAGUGCUGGGGGAGCUGACAAUCUCAGGGCUGCCCCCUGCUGUGACGGUGCCAGAAGGGGACACGGCCAGGCUGCUGUGCAUGGUAGCAGGAGACAGCGCCAACGUCAGGUGGUCACGAAACGGGCUGCCGGUGCAUGCUGAUGGGCAGCGAGUGUACCAGUCCUCGGAUGGCACUCUGCUCAUCCACAACCUGCAGGCCAGGGACGAGGGCUCCUACACCUGUAGUGCCUAUCGUGGGAGCCAGGCUGUCAGCCGCAGUACGGAGGUGAAGGUGGUUCCAGCACCGGUUGCCCAACCCUGGGACUCCAGCAGGGACUGCAUGGACCAGCCUGAACUGGCUAACUGUGGCUUGAUCCUGCAGGCCCAGCUCUGUGGCAAUGAGUACUACUCCAGCUUCUGCUGUGCCAGCUGUUCCCGCUUCCAGGCCCAUGCGCAGCCUGUCUGGCAGCAGGGCUGA